AUGAAUUACGACCCAAUACACGAUACAUUUGUUAGUCCAUCGGCUAAGGAAGCAUCUGCAACAAAUACAGAGGAUGACAACUUUACGAGUUCUAAUGGUAAUAACGUAAAUGAGAUCGUUGAAUCUCCAACGCGGAAAGUAUUUUCUAUUGAAAACUUGAUGGGACCCGGGAGCACUGUUUCUAAUGUAGGAAGUGCAGAGGAGGGUGAAACAGAGACGGAUGCGGAACACGAUAAUGAUCAUGAUUUUACAGCUGCUAAUUCUUCAGAGGUCGAAGGUGAUUUAUUGCCAAAGGAAAAAGGAGUGAAGAAGUCCGGUAAAGCAAAGAAGACAAAUGCAUCUUCUGCAUCGAAGGGAUUCCGUCACUUAAAAAAAUCGGACGGGGAGCCAUUUUGGCGUCGUGAUAUUCAAUAUGACUUCCUCCAAGAGUUGUUCGACGAUGAAACUAAAGCAUUUACCAAUUAUUUUCCAUUUUGUGACAUACCGACAGCCAACAACGAGCCUAAAAUUACGUUUUCAGAGCUUUACAUAAGGACGUUAGCUGAAUCUGGAAAAUGUUCAAAAAUAUUAAAGGAAAGAUUAUUAAAGGAUGUUGAGAUGGGUAAGUCCGUUGGUAAGGUCUGUUUGUUAGUUAACGCUGGUCGUAUGAAUACUACUGUAAAUUUUGUCCCUGAAAUGAGGUCUACAUUGAGGACUUAUCAUUCUAUACCAUCGUUACAAGCAGAUCCAGUCUAUGGGGGAUCAAAGCCAUUGCAAGAUACCCCUAGAUUAAAAUCUAUACUAAAGGCGGUAUCUGAUGUUCACGAAGAAUUGAAGUCAUUGGAGGAUAUUCUUGAAAACCCCCCAGCAGAUAAGCCAAAUACAAAUCUUGUUCAAUUGUUGUUCUUUUUAAGUAACAAUCUGAAAUCCAUUAAAUUUCACCACGAUUCUAAUGAAUACUCUGACAGCAAUAACUUCAUGGAAUUUUUUUUAAAUUCUCAUAUUCACCCUAAGAAUCGUGCUAGAAGAUUUCUUUGGUUAGUUUAUACCUAUUUGGAGACUAGCUUUACAGAGAAUGAACUAGCAUUAAACCCAUUCAACCCAAAUGAGAUUCCCCCAAUAGAGUUAAUACCAGAUAAUGAAGUUGAUGAAUUUGAUAAAGAUACGGAUUUUGAAAUUGAGUACUCAGAAAAGAUGUAUAAAACAAGGCUAAGAUACUUGGCCGACGAAGAACACAAUAACAAUCCUAAGCGUGGUAACAAAUCAAAAAAAGAAAAAGAAGCUAUUGAUAGUGAAGACAACACCUUCGAUGAAUCAAUAGAUACGUCGUUGGAACAAGUUCCACUGACUACUAGCAAAAGACCCUUACCAGCGGACGAUGUGAAAGCACGUAAGCGGAAGGGAAAGAGAAAUCCAGCCAUGCACAAUACUGUUGUUUCUUCGCCUUUAACAAAGAACGUGAUAACAUCAUCAACGGAAGUACCUAGCUCGCAUGACGCGGAAAGUGAGCAAGCAGUGGAAACCAAAGAGGACACGAAUAUUAAUUCUGGACAUGGCAAUACAAGCAGCAAUAAUGAAGGGGGUGGAUCUACUGGAUCUUUUGAAGAAGUGCCACUACCAAAUGGAGAGCAUCUUUCAUUCCCGAUCGAAGGACUUUCAUCUAUUGUUGAUUUGUAUAGUAGCUCAAUUGAUACUCGUUUAGAACCCGAAAGUACCGUCUCCAUAACAACACAUAAUAAUAUUAUAGCAAAGUCUAAACCAGUUAUCCGUCAAGUUCGAAAUUCCUCUAAAGCUGCAGGCAUAGAAUUUUCCAAAAAGACUGAUAUAUUAACUGAUUGGCUUUACAGGUUUUUUCAAUACAAGAAGUCCAGUUCCAAUGGACUUUUGGGAAUGGAGUGGGAGUCGGUUCGUUACGAUUUGGUGCACGGAUCUGAAGCAUUUAUUUAUCAAGAAUUAGGUAGAUUUGUCAAUUCUCAACUAGAUUCACCUGAGCUGGCAAAUAACACUAAUACUUCUAAUAACAUGAUUGAUGCGAACGGUGAAGAUUUAGGUUUUGAUUAUUUACAGAUUCAUGACUUUAAUCAUUUCAAUGAAAAAAAUUCAUUUUUGAUUAAUUUGAUAUCCUACUGCCACAGGUAUUUUAUUGAGCAAGAAGCUCAAAAUCUUAAGACUAAAGACCAAAAGCAAAAUCUUAUUAAAUUUGACUUGCUUAAGGAAGAAAUCAACUACGCAUAUGAUAUAUAG
Debaryomyces fabryi is the source of this 2223-nucleotide messenger RNA. RefSeq lists its product as uncharacterized. The record is from RefSeq and is a predicted model, not a curated record. Gene Ontology annotation, cellular component: Ino80 complex. NCBI's taxonomy places the organism in Eukaryota, Fungi, Ascomycota, Pichiomycetes, Serinales, Debaryomycetaceae. The transcript has a single exon. Bases 1 to 2223 code for a protein of 740 amino acids.